GGCGCGGGUUUGAGACGCGGCCGCGAGGUGAGUUUCAUCAUGGCGGCGGAGUUUCGCUUUCUGGCGACGAAAUACCGUCAACACUCACGAACGAGCUCAGAAUAUCGCACUAAAGCGGCUUCGGAUCGAUUUUAAAGCAGUUCGCUUUCAGACUCAUUAUUCUCCGAAGGAUUAUAUUUCGUGACAUCGCGAGAGUCGAUGGAUGUAUAUUAACUCCGUGACUCUGCGCGUUAUUUCUCUCGUUUACAUCAGCUGGCUUGCGAGGUGAAAAUGUGCUUCAGGUAGUUUUCAUUUGCGGUGUUCCUCAGGGCUCCGUCAGCGGCCCGUCCGCAUUCAGCAUGUCCUCCACAGCCGUCCCCAAACCUUCUCCUGCACUCUCAGGCCUGGACAAUCUCUCCAUAUCGUCUCUUCUAUCUGGAGACCUGGAGGAGGACGGCGAGAGAGCAGACGAGGAUCUGGCCGAUCUGGAGGUGAACCCCUACGAUGGGCUGCCGUUUUCCUCGCGCUACUACAACCUUCUGGAGGAGCGGAAGCAGCUGCCCGUGUGGAGUCUGAAGCUCAGUCUGCUGGAGCACAUGGAGUCGCACAGCAUGAUCGUCCUGAGCGCAGACGGAGGAGCGGGGAAGAGCACGCAGGUUCCUCAGUGGUGUGUGGAGUUCGCUCUGUCUCACGAGUUCUCUCAGGGUCUGGUGUGCUGCUGUCAGCCGUAUGCGGCGGCGGCCUGCGGUCUGGCGCUCAGAGUGGCCGAUGAGAUGGACUUGAGUCUGGGGCUGGAGGUGGGCUACAGGGUCCCUCACGAGGACGGCUGCACGCCGGACACUAUACUGCGGUUUGUCACAGACUCUCUCCUGCUGGAGGAGAUGAUGUCGGACCCUCUGCUGCGGCAGUAUGGGGUUCUGGUCAUCGACGAGGCUCAGGAGCGCACGGUGGCCACGGAUGCGCUGCUGGGGCUGCUGCGUGAUGUGUGCCGCCAGCGCUCCGAGCUCAGGGUGGUGCUGCUCACCGAGCCUGCCGUCGCACACACCUUCGCCAGCUUCCUGGGAGAGAGCGUUCCUCACCUCAGCGUUCCCUCGCUAAACAACUCCUCCGAAAUACUGUACCGAGAGCCGCACGCAGGACGCGACCUGGCCACAGCUUCCUGUCACAUGAUCCUGGAUCUGCACCGCAGGGGAGAGGAAGGAGACAUACUGGUGUUCCUCCCCAGUGUGCAGGAGAUCCAGGAGUGUCGCGCGACGCUGGAGAAGGAGUGUGUGUCUCUCAGCGCUCAUCUGCUGUCUCUGCGUGUGAUCGAGCUGCACGCCGGCGUCGCAGGAUCAUCUCAGCAGCUUUACGACACAGAAAACACAGAGGACAAACAGAACGAGCCGCCGGACGCUCAGGAGUCUCCGACCCAGAGACGCAGGGUCAUCCUCACCGACGUCUUAGGAGAGGCUUCGUUCUCGCUCAAGAACAUCCGAUACGUCAUCGACAGCGGCGUCCAGCUGAGGACCAUCUACAACCCUCAGAUCCGAGCGGAUUCACAGCUUCAGCAGCCCAUCAGCAAACAGCAGGCCGACACACGCGCCCGCAGGGUCAACAGCACACGGCCCGGCGUGUGUUUCCGGCUGUACUCUCAGCAGAUGUAUGAGGACGAGAUGUCCACGUCUCGCUGUCCGGCGGUGACAGAAGCAAACCUCAGUCAUCUGGUGCUGCUCCUCAAGAGGCUGGACAUCGCAGACAUGGGCCAGUGCAAGUUCCUGGACCGGCCGGGUCAGUCCAGCCAAACACACACUUCAAGACUAAAGCUCCUCGCUUUGGCUCCGGCGGCGCUGAUGCAGGCGCUGGAGGAUCUGGAUUAUCUGGCGGCUCUGGAUGACGAUGGGAAUCUGUCAGAGGUGGGAAUCAUCAUGUCUGAACUUCCUCUGGAGCCGCCGUUAGCCAAAGCUCUGAUCGCCUCCUGCGAGUUCGACUGUGUUAACGAGCUGCUGACCAUCGCUGCCAUGCUGACCGCUCCGCCGUGCUUCGUUACACCUCUGGCUAAUAAAGAGGAGGCGGCUGCGACCCACAGACGACCCCUGCUGCAUCCAGACGGAGAUCACAUGACCCUCAUCAACAUCUACAACGCGUAUCUGCAGCAUAACGAAGACGAGGUCUGGUGCAAGACGAACUUCCUCGACGUCGCUGCCUUACGAUUGGCUGUGGUGAUCAGGGCGGAGCUACUAGAGGUGAUGCAGCGAAUCGAGCUGCCCGUCUCUCCUCCCGCCUUCGGUUGCCAGGACAACAGCACCAAUAUAAAGAGAGCUCUGAUAUCGGGCUUCUUCCUGAAGGUUGCUCAUGAUGUUGACGGCUCAGGGAACUAUCUUCUGCUCACACACCGUCACGUGGCUCAUCUCCACCCGUUCUCUUCAUAUCGCUGCCGCCGACCGCAGCUAAACCCUCCCAGCUGGGUGCUUUACCACGACUUCACCAUCUCAUACGACAACUGCAUCUGCAUCGUGUCCGAGAUACACCCGCAGAUGUUGGUGGAGCUGGCUCCUCAGUACUAUCUCGGGAAUCUUCCGGCCAGUGAAGGCCGAGAUCUGCUGAUGGGCUUCAGACAGAGUUUAUUUCCUCCAGAAGAGCAGGACACAAACCCUCAGGACCAAAGCCAUGAAGAAGCGGGCAGUCAGUACAGCGCAGAGACGUGCAGCGUUCAGUAACACACACACACCAGCAGCGACGGCGUCUUCAGACCUCCAGGUGACUGUGAUCACUCUUCAGCAGACUUCAGGUCUCAGGCUCAGAUUUACUAUUUCUGUAAUUGACUUGCUAUGAAAUAUAUAUUUAUAUAUAUUUUUAAUGGUGAAUAAAGAGUCUCUGUGGAUGAAGUAAGGGAACGGAGUCCAGCAGCCAAUCGGAUGAAGCUCAAAUCACGUCCAGUCACAUCAGUAAUAAACUCUCGUCUGUCAUGAGUGACGGCUGUCUGUGAACGCCACGGAAGCUCACUUCUGCCACAAGAAUAAAAAUAUAAAAGGUGACUUUUUUUUUUUUCUCAGAAAAAUUAGCAUUGAGCUUUUUUAUAUUUUUAUUCACUGAUGGAAAUGAGCUUCCAGAGAGUAGAGCGUUUCUACAGGGACUAAAAAACAUUUUCCAGGAGUUUUCUGGCACGGUGUGAUUGUGUUCAUCAUGACCGGAUCUCUAUUUGAGUUGUGCUUUCAUAUACUUUAGGCCUUUAUCACACUUCUGCGUUCGAAAAGCAGAAGAUUCUAAUAGUAGCGUAAUAAACGUCCGCUGCGGCUGUGCGCAUAGCACGGGAUGUUGAGAUUUAUGUCAAAUUCAGCACAGAUACGUCUUCUAAAGACACCAAACUACAAUCAUUGUAGUUCUACAAUCAACUUUACAGUCAUUCAUUCAGUGUUGUGAAACCAAGGAAGAUGGUUUUAUGAUAUUACGAUGUAUAUUUCGUCACUUAAAAGGGAGCGCGCAAGCCAUGCUGUAUGAGUCUGACCACCUUAUUUUAUUACAGAAAACAAUACAAACAGCGUAUCACAUUAAAGAGCAUUUAAAAUAAUAAUUAUGACUAAAGACCAGAUCGAAGAAGUUUGAUGGAAGCUUAUUGUGUUAAGCAUUUUUCAUGCACUUACUUUACGAUGCAAUCCUCAAUAAUUACGUCAAAUUAAAGUUGUUCAAAUAAACGAAUAUUUCCAGCCCAUAGACGAUUAUAACAAAUAGAUUGAUCAUCUUAUACAAGUCAUAUCCUGCGUGAUUGAACAGCAUCGCUGUGUACAAAAACAGGAGGUUAAUCAUAAUAAAUAAUGCAAGCAGAAACUCCUUUACGCUACGAUCGCAGCUCGACACGCGGACUGUGAUGAAGGUCACUUCUGGUUGAUUUGGGUUUAUGUCACUUUCGCCGUUCACAGACAUUGUGUUUUCUGUUUUGUGUUGUUGUCUGUGUAGUACAAACUUUCUCCUUCAAACUGAGUCUCAGUAACACACGCGGCUCUCAGUGAUGUUCCUGGAGCCUGACGCGGGACGUGCCUUCACACUGAAGCAUUUCAGCCAAAUCCAGCAUCGGAGCCCCUCUUAAAUCAGUUCUCACUAACUGAGACUAUAAUAACAUCCACGCCAGCAGACGAUUCUGAGCUACUGUUUUCAGCAGUCGGCCGGCCUGUAAUAACAUUCUCAAAAUCUUCUUUAUGCAGCAUUCAUGGAACUUUUUUCCUGAAACACUGUCGUUGGACAUUCAUGACGUUUUUUAAAUGUUUCUACUCGUUUCAGAACAUUCCGAGAACAAUCGAAAGUAACAUUCUCAAAAUAAUCGAAUGGAAUGAAACAAAAAUGUUACAAACUGUAACGAUGUCACAAUGUAACUGUAACAAAAGUUUGUAUGAACAAACAGUAACAUUUUUCAGAGUCGGCCGGCCUGUAAUAAAAUUCUUAAAACAUUCAUUCAAAAAUGUUAUUUAUACAGUGUUCAUGGAACUUUUUUCCUGAAACACUCUCAUUGGACAUUUAUCUGAUGUUUUUUUUUUAAAUGUUUCAACUUGUUUCAGAACAUCCUGAGAACAAUCAAAAGUAACGUUCACAAAAUGAUCAAAUGGAAUGAAACAAAAACGUUAAACAACAGUUUGUUUAGAACGGAAUCGGCAGUGAGAGUUCAUGGGAAUGUGUUGAGGAUGUUUGUGAGCUGGGUUAGGAUCGAAUCACUGAAUCACUGAAUCACUUUGUUCCGUCACUGGAGCUUUGAUUGGUUUUUGCUCUCGAUUCGUCUGUAUUUUUGACUCUUGGAGCUGAUGUUCAGGGUUCAGUUUGUGUGAAUCCUCUGUGUUUUGUGGUUUUACAGCUUGUCUCUGUUUUACUCCUUGUAGUUUGUUUUUGUAUUUUUCUAAAUGCACCGUCUCUAUUUUGUGUGAACUCUUGAUGUGAUUUUAAUACAGUGGAAAUUUGAACACUAAUUAAAAGUUGUGGAGCUUUUGAUUCACAGUUCGUCUAAUGAACGCAGAUCUUCGUGCAGGGCCAGCUGUUCAAAAGUAAUCUGAGCGGACUGGAUCAAAUCUUGAAAAUGGGUGGUUCAAAAGAAGAAAAAAAAGGAUUCUGAAUUUGGAUUAGAUCACAAAAUCCAAUCUUGGUUUUGAUCUGGAUUAAAUCCUUAGUUUGUGUCAUUCAGAAUGUUGUAGUAAGAUACUUUUGAUCCAAAGAAACGGGAUUAUUCUGAUCCCAGUAGAAGGGUGGGUUUCAGGUACAAAAAUGUAAUAAAACUUUAAAACUGGUCCAAUUUUGGUUUGAAAAAGCGGCACAGAAGUAAGAUGGGUUUCCUGAUCCUGGAGAGCAUAACAUGAGAUUCCCAAACCCAGACCAUUCUGAUCCAGAUUCAGCUUUCUGAACGACUGGCCCCAGGUGAAAAAUAAACUGUACUUGAAUGCACUAAAAAAAAUACUUAAAUACAAGCCAAGCACAUUUGUAGUACAUUCUUAUUUUUUGUGCUAAAUAAAAUUGUAAACGUUAUACACUAAUUAAAAGUAUAUUUCUACUUCAGGAGUACUUCAGUGCGAUUGCAAAUGUGUACUAAAUACCACUGAUAUUUAAAUUAAUUUUAAGGACUUUGAAAUAAAGUGUACUACUGUAAAAAUA
Molecule: messenger RNA, 5589 nt
Organism: Onychostoma macrolepis
Lineage: Eukaryota; Metazoa; Chordata; Actinopteri; Cypriniformes; Cyprinidae
Gene: dqx1
Product: DEAQ box RNA-dependent ATPase 1
Exons: 12
Coding region: 339-2678 (779 amino acids)
Cellular component (GO): spliceosomal complex; intracellular anatomical structure
Molecular function (GO): RNA binding
Source: RefSeq, a predicted model, not a curated record